Messenger RNA from Daphnia magna, 2945 nucleotides. RefSeq names its product zinc finger CCCH domain-containing protein 18. Gene Ontology annotation, molecular function: metal ion binding. NCBI's taxonomy places the organism in Eukaryota, Metazoa, Arthropoda, Branchiopoda, Diplostraca, Daphniidae. The record is from RefSeq and is a predicted model, not a curated record. Bases 128 to 2722 code for a protein of 864 amino acids. The transcript has 10 exons.
CAGCCGAAACACAGGCUGUCAUGGCGGCGUAAGCACCAGGUUGUUUGGCUAUUUUGUGGUUUGGCUUUUUGUUGGCUUAAGUUAGAUUGAUGGUUACCGUUGGUGUUUAACGUAUAUUAGUAAAAAAAUGAGUCAAAGCGGUUUGAGUGCGCCAGCAAGCCCUGACCCUGAUUUGUCUGGAACCAGUUCAAGCAUUAUCGAAGGACAGUUGUAUACGAAUUCGCGUCCGGAAAGCCGAAGCAGCAUUAGCAGCAACUCCAUGGUUGAUCAGGACCAAGCCGCCGAAUCCAGUCGAUUGAGUUCAAACUUAGACGAAAUUGAUAGGAAGUCUGAUAGUGGAGAAGUGAUAGGUCUUGACGAAAAUGCCCAAUCAGGUGGCUUGUUGGAUGAACACAAACAAGAUUUAAUGGCCUCCGAUUCUAGUAAAGAAGGUGAAGAUAGUCUUGAAAUGGUGUCGGAUGAUGAAAUGGAAGCCAAUGAAAACUGCAAAGAUCCAUCAAAUAAAAAAUCACCCCAAGUUUUGGACACAUUGAUCAAGGACACAGAGCUAGAUUUCGAAGAAGAUAACCUUGAAGAAGAGCAAAAGAAGUCGGUUGAAGAUAAAAAAGCUGACGAAGAUGAUGAAGAUGGAGAAUGUGAUGGAGAGAAGGCACCUAAAGAAAAAGAGCAGAGUGAAGAAGAACUAGAGGAAGGUGAGGAGUUGGAAGAAGGUGAAGUUAGCAGUGAAGAAGAUGUAGGAAAACAUGCACGUAUGGAACCUAGACCUGUUUGUCGUUUUUAUAGCAAAGGAAAUUGUACUUGGGGAAAUAAUUGCAGGUUUGUCCAUCCUGGAGUCCUAGACAAGGGAAAUUACAAUAUGUUUGCUCCUGCACGUCCAUCCCCCCAUAAUGGGCCUGCAGGAUCCUACGAAAGACCGUUUGAGCGACCGCCAGUCGUUCCACUCAUCCCGCCGGCUGAAUGGGCGAACUCGCAGCCAAGAGCCGUGAUUGUCAGACCUCCACGUCAUCCACAGCCAGCUGAGCCACCACGAACUGACGCUUCAGGUGCAGAAUCUGCUUGGGAAAGAGGAUUGAGGCAAGCCAAAGAGCUGCUAAAAAAAUCCAGCCAUCGCAAAGAAACUGACAUUGAUUUUGAAGAAAAAAAGCUAAAUUUGGGUUUGGGUGAAGAAGAAUUGGACAAAGAAAAUGACUACUACACUCGACCUGCUAGUCCAGUUUUGCACGGAGACGUCCCUCCUCCAUUCGAAGAGCCUGAUACCGAACCAUACCACAAAUAUCCACCUCCAUCUGCUGAAGGGCGAUGGCCUCCGUCACGUUACCCUCCUCCUCACCGUCAUCCUCCACCUGGCUACCCGUAUCCUUAUGAAGGCCGGCGUCCUUACCCACCAGAAUCAGAGUAUAGGGAAAGGGAAUACUAUCACCCAGAAGGAUACGAACGUCCACACUACUAUGGCCCAAAGCCGAUGGAACGAGAUAUGCAUCCGUCUGCCAGCAAAUCCCAACCCCAACUUCCUCCUGGUCAUGAUAAACGAUGGCCCGACGAAAGGUAUGUGGAAGUUGUCCCUCCAACUCAGCGUGGCCGAAGUGACGAAUGGUGGGACCCAUGGAUGAGGUCAAGAUCUCCUGGUGGUGCUGGUGGAGGUGGUGUCGGUUCCGGUGGCCCAUCCUCAGGUGCAGUUGGGGUUGCCGGAGGAAACUCGUCUGGAGCUAAAGGCACGAGGCGUCGUAGCUAUUCGUCUGGGUCAUCCUUCUCGACAUCAUCAUCGACAUCAAGCUCAAGCUCAAGUUCAUACUCGAGCUCAAGCAGUCGUUCUAGCCGUUCCAGUGCUAGCUCUCGUUCCACUUCACAAUCUAAAUCAAUGCAUGUCAAGCGGCGACAGGGACGUAAACCCAAAAUCGCAGACCAGCGCAUCAAAGGGAACCAUAAGACUGCCUCUUCACUUCCAAUCGCCAAACACAAACCAUCAUCCGCACCGAUCCCGUCAUCACCUCCACACCCACAGUCCUCAAGGAAGCCCAUAGACAAACAGCGUAGCAUACAUGAGAGAUCACCUCAAAUUCGAAAUCGGGACUGGUCAAGUUCUUCAUCCCGUUCCCGUUCCAGAUCUCUUUCCAAAGUACGACCUGCAACCAAGAAUAACAGCUCCGCGCUCCCUGCGAAAGCACAUGCACGGGGUCGUGCUGUCUCAGGUUCCUCGAGUUCUAGUGAAUGGGAAUCAUCUCCCCAUUCAAACGAUGCCGGACGACCACGGCGAACGUCAAACCGAGGCCGAAGAGAUUUUGCCGAACGAAAGGAACUGCGAGGUGUGAACCCGCCACCAAUGUCAUCUCAUACAUCAACUAAGGGGAAAGCAGCCCCUGAGCCGCCCAAAGCGGAAACUAAACAGAUUAAGCUAACUUUAAAGUCAGCCGCACCGCCACUGAAGAAAAUAACCAAUAGGUUCAAUGACGACUCAGAUGAUGAAGGUUGGGAAAAAGAAAAACCCGUUCCGGUAAGCGUACCUCAACCUUCCCCAGUAACUAGUUCAAGUCAGCCUACUAGGAAACGAAUCGCCGAAUCGCCACCUCCAACUGCACCUGUAGCAAAGGUUGCAAAUGUAUCACCACAAAAGAUCGAUAAAGGAGGGAAGAAAUCCGCUGCUACGCGCCGCGAAGAAUUAUUGAAGCAGUUAAAAGCAGUUGAAGAGGCCAUUGCCAAGAAGCGUUCAAAGUUGCCAGCCUAGUUAGUUGAUAAGACUACCACGGACUUGGUCGACAGGCUCUUCGUUUAAUCCUGAGGAGUAUCUUGUUUUUUAUGUUGAUCAUUCUUUAAAAUACCAAUCUCCUGGUAGUUUCGAGAACGGUCAUAGUUCAUCCGUCAUGGAAGUGAAAUAAUUUUGUUUUGACUUAUCACGCUGUCACCACUUCAUGGAACACUUGGAAAUAAAUGCGAAAUGUUUCAUAUCA